GACGAUAGAGCGCAGCACGUGAACAUGAACCAAUGGGCGCGUCGCGUACGGCGUACGCUAGUGCGUGCGUAGACUCGAGAGAUUUUGUUUACUCAUGAAUGAACUCGUCGACCUUUAAACGAGCGCGACGAUUUCGUUCUCGAUAUUGUCGAGAAUCGCUCAAGAUGAGCGUACGCGAGUUUAGCGAUUUGAUGAGAACCGUCCGUGACUCCUCGAUAGCAAAGUACGAUCUGGUCUGACAAACAUAACCUAUUAAUCUCGGGCGUUUUUCACGUUGUCUCACUGCGUCCCGCGUUGAUUCAUAUCUUACGCUUAUUGUCGCGCAUUCCAAACGAACAACUCAUACCGAUAUGUUACGAUACGCGGAGGAGAACAGCGAUUGAGAAUUUUAGCUGAGAAGUAACCAAUCCAUAUCCGAAAUGACUGCGAUCACGUUCCUUUUAUUUAUCUACGGUGUUUACUUUGCGUGCGCUCAAAAAUACGAGGGCUGUUUCCGCAGUUCAGCCUCAGAUCCCGAAUUACCGUCGCCGACUCUGACAUACGCCAGCGUGCCCGCCGAAUGUAUAGAGAAAUGUCGUUCUCAUUAUUAUAUGUUCGCGGCAUUGAUGAACGGACAACUAUGUUACUGCAUCAGCAGAUUUGGUCAGAAUGGUCCUUCGAAUGGUUGUACCGUUCCUUGCACCAACGAUCCUAAUAAUUAUUGCGGCAGUUAUGAAGCUAUGAGCAUUUAUGCUACUGGUCAGCAAGGGCCAAGCCCACCAAGAGGGAUACAAGUAACUAGGGACAACAUAGAUGCUCUAGUAAUAACGUGGCAGCCGCCUGAUAUACCCAAUGGAAAUGUUACGUUUUACACUGUUCGCGCUGUCGCUAUAAAAACGCAUGCUAGUAACGUUUUACCGCCCGUUGAGAGUCAGAUUCAGGGAGGUGCAUCGAACAGCACGAUUUUGAGAGGUCUUCAACCAGGCACCAAAUAUAAUAUAUCUGUUGUUGCCAGUAAUACGCAAGGACUUAGCGAUCCAGCGUACGCCGUUGCAUGGACCUUGAUAGGACCUCCUGAUAAACCAGUUACUCCCGAGAUAUUGGAACGUGGCGAUAGCACUGUAACCGUCAUGCUCACCGAGGCUCACAGUGAAUACGGACCGAUCAGCGCGUACGAAGUAGCCGUAGUACAACCUGGCACUAUACCUCCGUCUGGUCCACACGUUGAGUAUCUAAACUAUGAGAGUGCAUUGAAGCAAGGUUUAAAUUACUAUAUUACUGCGCAAUUCGAUCCGUCGGACUUUCAUAGAUACAAGAGAUUCGUCGUAGGCGACGGUAAGAUGAUUGGAGGAUACUAUAACAUUCCGUUAAAGAAUCACUUUGUAUCCGCACAGGUCGGUCUAGUAGUGAUUUCUCGAAUAGGGACGGAGAUACAACGUUCCUAUUCUGAUCUGGCCAAUAACAUGCUCAAUCGCGAAGCAACAGCGACGAAUCAAAUGGAUUCGACUGCUCUCGCGUUAUGCAUAGCAAUCACGAUCUUGAGUAUACUACUCGGCGCUUCGAUAUUCUUAUACUUUGUAUUGCGACGGCGACACGAAACAUUUAAUAUGCGGAAGCUGCCAGAGCAGCAAGAACUCACGUUGCAAGGCCCGGUAUAUGAGGUUGAUAAUAUGGGUUACAUUCCAGAGGACAUUCCCGAGAGAGUAAAUCAUUAUCAAGAAUUAAAAAAGAAAGUAUGGAGUAUACCGCGAAACGCUCUGUCUGUCGAUAGUUUUGUAGUGCGCAGGGGUCGAUUCGGCACUGUGCAUGCUGGAACUGUUUCGAAGGAUGAUGGAUCCUCAAGUCCGGUCACGAUUCACACCAUAGCCGACGGCGCUCUGAAAGGAUCUGACAAGAGACAUAUGUUGAGAGAGUUAGACGUAUGCAUCCGAGCAGGUUCCAUGAAGUAUCUCGCGGGACUUGUAGGAACCUGCGAAACCUCCGAUACGCUAUAUGUUGUGCUCGAAUCACCACCGCACAUCUUGAAAAAUCGUCUGUUAGGCGCGCGAUCCGGGGAUGCGUUUCCGACAGAUCGAAUACUGUCCAUUUCGACCUCAAUAGCGGUCGCGUUGCAAUAUCUGGCCGAUUAUAAGAUUGUUCAUACUCGUCUUUGCGCACGAAGUGUGGGGCUAACAAAUGACUGGACACCUAAACUUAUUGGUCACGGUAUCGGCAAAUACUCUUUGGAAGAUGUCAAAUAUACCAGAUGGACAGCGAUCGAAUGCUUCGAUCGUCGGAAGGAACAUCAGCCGGGUGUGAUUUGGUCGUUCGGCGUACUUUUGUGGGAGAUACUUAGCAUGGGUGGCACGCCAUAUUCGACAUUAACGCUCGAUAGUGAGGUGGAGGACGCGGUUACGCGAGGUGUACGGUUACCGCAAUUAUUGGACGUUCCGGAUCCGAUUUAUCAAGUCAUGUCGUCUUGCUGGCGAGACGAUCCCCAAGAGCGGCCAACGUUCGAUGAACUUACACGACUGGAUACUCUGACUAUGUGUCCCAUCACCGCAAUCACGGAGCCUUACAUAUCGGAAUUGGAGUUGAAUUAAUUUCGAUUGACAUAUUUUUAUGUACAUUACGUAAUGUAAGUUACAUAUAACAUACAUUACGUAAUUACAUUACAUUAAUAUGCAUCUUAUUAGUGAGUAUAUUUUUAUUUGUUUAAUGAAAUCGAGUUUCAAUUUGUAAAUAUUGUAUUCACAAGAGAAUCUCAUAGGUUUUAUAUCAUCAUAAGUAUAUAUAUAUAUAUGUACGUGUAUAUACACAUACAUAUACAUGUAUACAUAUAUACACACACACACACAUACUAUAGUCGCGCGCGCUCACACACACGCACACACUCAGAAAUCUUUUGCAUAACACAUUUACAUUUUAUCCUUAAUAUAUCUUAAAUUUUAUUAUAUAUAAUUUUAUUAUAUAAAUAUAAUAUGUAAGAGGUAAAUCUUACAAAGUAUUGAUAAAAUUUCCGUCCAUGUCUAGCAUAAAAUAACUGAGAUUAAUAUAUAAUUAGUCAGUAACGAAUAUAAGGUAAAGUUAUAAAAAUUGAUACAAACAUAAAAUAUGCGCAUCAUGUAUUAUUUAAAUAUUAGAAAAUAUAAUUUUAUUUUCACACUUUUUUAUUUUUACAUCUUUUUAAAUAUUUUUAUUUCUUUAUUUCUAUUCGUAGAUAUUAAUCUUAUCCGAAAAAUCUUAUUUUGUUAAUUUUAUUAGAAUCAAAAUUUUUUUUAAUGAUAUAUCUUUGUGAUGUGCAUGAUUAAAUCCAUGCAAUGUAUUUAAGCAAUAAUAUAUUCUCACUUUCUCUUCAAGUACAAAUAUAUUAUUAUUAUCAAAUUAAUAUGCAUCUAUGAGUGUAAAUAUUGUUGAACGAAUUAUCAGCAAAACCAAAAUUGCUCUGAAGCAUAGCUUUGAUCGUAAACUAAGAUAUAUGUGUAAUCUUUCACAAAGAUAUCUUUUACAUCGACAUAUUUAAAUCGAAACAUUUUUUUUAAAGAAUUCUAUCAUGAAUUUUUUAUAUAUCUAUGAGAUUUAUACCAUACAUGAAUUAUACUUUUGUUUAAAUCAUAAUGUAGGUUUCUUAAUUUAUAUGUUUUAAGUUGCCAAUGUUGUUACAAUGUGCAUUUAUAUUUUUUAUUAUACAUUUUAAAACUCUUUUUUAAUAAAAAUAUAUGUAUAUUAUGCAAACAAA
Messenger RNA from Cataglyphis hispanica, 3697 nucleotides. It is a transcript of the gene Wsck, whose product is annotated as putative inactive tyrosine-protein kinase Wsck. Gene Ontology annotation, molecular function: transmembrane receptor protein tyrosine kinase activity; ATP binding; protein binding. The record is from RefSeq and is a predicted model, not a curated record. The transcript has 4 exons. Bases 420 to 2561 code for a protein of 713 amino acids. Gene Ontology annotation, biological process: protein phosphorylation; cell surface receptor protein tyrosine kinase signaling pathway; multicellular organism development. NCBI's taxonomy places the organism in Eukaryota, Metazoa, Arthropoda, Insecta, Hymenoptera, Formicidae. Gene Ontology annotation, cellular component: signaling receptor complex.